AUGUGGCUCCAGGUUGCCUUGUGUCUGUCCUGCCUGGUUCUGAGCUCCCAGAGCCAGGACAGAGCCUCCCUGAGACGCUCCAAUGACCACAUCGGGUGCUGUCAGUACACCUUCACCGUGGACAACCCUGCCGAGGCGAGCUGCCCCGGGGCCAGCGGAGGACCAGAUAUGGAGGGGGUGAAAUCUCGUCUCACCCUGCUGGAGGCCCUGGUCAGCAGGCUGCUGGGGGGCAAGGGAGCAGGGGGAGAGGGUCCGGGGGCUGGGGGAGACAAGACCAUCCAGGAAGCAUACUCCCAGGCCAUGAGAGAUAAGAGCCAGCUGCAGGGGGACAAGGAGCAGCUGAACAGGCAGGUGCAGGGGCUCCAGAGGAGGGUGGACGAACUGAGUGCGGAGGCUGAGACACUGCGACAGAGACCCUGCCACAAGCACCAAGCCACUGGAGCAGGACUCCCACUUCACAAGCUCAACCAGAGACCAGCCAGCGACUCUCUCUAUCAGGAGAUGAAGGCAGAGGUGACUGAGGUCCCAGCAUCACGUCUCAUUCAAGACGCUGGGCAGAACCACACAGGCUGUGGUGAGCUGGUGUCUGUGGGAGAGCCCGUCCUGCACCGAAAGGCUGACAGCAUCACAGGGAAGUACGGGGUGUGGCUGCAGGACCCUGAGCCCAUGGCCUCUCCAUACGGAAACAAGACGGUGUGGCGCAUCGACACAGUGGGCACGGACGUCCGCCAGCUUUUCGCCUAUGAGGACAUGGAGCAGUUUGCCAAGGGCUUCCCCAUGAAGGUUAUGGUGCUGCCAGAGCCCGUGGAGAGCACAGGGGCCACCCUGUACCGCGGCUCCCUCUACUACCAGCGCCGACGCAGCCGCACCCUGCUCCGCUACGACCUUGCCUACGAGAGCCUGGCGGCACGCCUGGACCUCCCCCACGCUGGCUUCCACGGCCAGCACCCCUACUCCUGGGGCGGCUACACAGACAUUGACCUGGCGGUGGACGAGCAGGGCCUGUGGGCCAUCUACAGCACCAGCAAGGCCAAGGGAGCCAUCGUGGUGUCCCAGCUGGACUCUGAGAGCCUGGAGGUGAAGAGGAGCUGGGAGACCAACAUCAGGAAGAACACAGUGGCUAACUCCUUCAUGAUCUGCGGUCGGCUCUACACGGUGGCCAGCUACACCGCCCCAGACACCACCGUCAACCACGUGUUCGACACGGCCACCGGCCAGGGCCGAGGCAUGGCGGUGCCCUUUAAGAACCACUACCGCUACAACAGCAUGGUGGACUACAACCACGCCCAGAGGAAGCUCUACGCCUGGGACAACUUCCACAUGAUCACCUACAAUGUCAGCUUGGGGAGACCCAGCAGAAGCAGCCAAUAA
Molecule: messenger RNA, 1371 nt
Organism: Salvelinus namaycush (lake trout)
Lineage: Eukaryota; Metazoa; Chordata; Actinopteri; Salmoniformes; Salmonidae
Product: myocilin-like
Exons: 3
Coding region: 1-1371 (456 amino acids)
Biological process (GO): osteoblast differentiation; signal transduction
Cellular component (GO): Golgi apparatus
Source: RefSeq, a predicted model, not a curated record